This is a messenger RNA of Acanthochromis polyacanthus (spiny chromis), 925 nucleotides long. RefSeq names its product L-rhamnose-binding lectin SML-like. The transcript has 9 exons. Gene Ontology annotation, molecular function: carbohydrate binding. The record is from RefSeq and is a predicted model, not a curated record. Lineage: Eukaryota; Metazoa; Chordata; Actinopteri; Pomacentridae. The coding region runs from base 98 to 757 and encodes 219 amino acids.
AUCAGUCCCAGUUUAACUCAGUUUACUGGAUCCACCUGGAAACAAACAGAACAGAAUAAAUCCUGAUGCAGCAGCAGAGACUGAGUUCACCGACACCAUGAGCCACUUCAGACUCACUAUCGCCCUGUUGCUGCCGCUGAGCGUCCUGCUGGCGACUGCAGAUGUUUCCUCGGACAGCGUGAUCACCUGCCAUGGUUCAGUCCACCGCCUCACCUGUGACAGUGGAGUGAUUUCUGUGCUGACGGCUAAGUAUGGACGCUCAGAUCCACAAAGCUGCAACGAAGGAAGACCUGCUGAGCAGCUGAGGAACACCGGGUGUUCCCUGGACGGAACCCAAGACCUGGUCAAGAGGAGGUGUGAUGGAAAGAAAGUUUGUGAGCUGAACUCUGACGACGUCCAGACGUCUGAUCCAUGUGUUGGAACCUUCAAGUACCUGCAGACCAACUACACCUGUUUACCUGCAAUUCACCUGGUUCUCUGUGAAGAUUCUCAGACUCUCCUGCACUGCGCUGAAGGUCAGGUGAUUUCCGUCUAUGGAGCAGAUUUCGGACGUCGGGAUCGAACCACUUGUUCCUACAAACGUCCAGAUUCUCAGAUCCAGAACGUCGACUGUUGGGCUCCGACCAGCAAAGUGGCCCAAAGCUGCAACGGAAAAAACUCCUGCAGCGUCAGAGCGGCGAGCUCGGAGUUUGGAGAUCCUUGUGUCGGAACGUACAAAUACCUGGAGGCCUCCUACGUCUGCCAGUAUCCGGUCUGAACCAUUCCAAUAAUAAAAAUAGGAAUCAAUCUCAUAAAACGAUGAUUUGAUGAAGAAACAGAAAGAAAAUUAUUCCUAAACUUUAAAUCAAUGUUAACAAACUGUGUCCAUGUGGUUCUACUUUUAUACUGAACUUCACUACUGACAAUAAAAUCAGGAUUUCAUUCA